This is a messenger RNA of Biomphalaria glabrata, 7999 nucleotides long. Its product is annotated as small G protein signaling modulator 3-like. Bases 361 to 2892 code for a protein of 843 amino acids. NCBI's taxonomy places the organism in Eukaryota, Metazoa, Mollusca, Gastropoda, Planorbidae. The transcript is spliced from 19 exons. Gene Ontology annotation, molecular function: protein binding. The record is from RefSeq and is a predicted model, not a curated record.
GUAAUUUCUGUCACCUGUGCGAAUAGUGGUACACGGAAUAUAUCUAUUGUUGCGCUUCGGGCGCAGCUGUUGGUUCAUUAGGACUUCGUCUUGUUAGUGGACGUCUUUGGCCGUGCUGGGGGUCAUUUUUUCAGCAUUCUUCGACGAUAUCAUCAUAGGCCAAUCGAUCUACACUUGUGGAUGAACUACCUGUACCGAUGUCCAGUGGACAGCUUGGCCAGCACGUUUGUGUCCAGACGUAAGUGGCCAAUAUUUUCAGAUGGUGUGUGGGUGUGACAGUAUGACGGGUACUUACUGAUGUCAAAGAGGAAGUGACAACUAGGUCAAUAUUCGUUGGUGUGUCCACUUCAGUCGCUUCUGAUGUUUACGCUGUGUAACAAUUUGACCAACUGCCGACGUCACGAACACCAGCAUGUAGAGCGGAGGAUAGUGAUGAGGUCGCGGAGCUUCUCGUGCCCCUCCUACAGCGCCGACGAUGCCUACAGCGACUUCUACUAUUACUACCCGCACAAGUUUCACAACAAUGUCUUGAACAUUGAAACACUGUCAGAAGAUGAAGAAGAAAAUAUCAUUAUAUCAGCAUCUGGAGAGGGCAUUAGCAUCAGUGUCAACCCAAACUCAAGCCGUGGCCAUUCUGACUUCACCCCCACCCCAGGAGGACCGUUCUCGGCUCUUACACCAUCGAUGUGGCCACAAGACAUCAUGGCCAGGAUUAAUCAUCCUCCUGAGGAUCCAAAUGGUCAGCUAGACUAUAGAUAUGAUGAGUUUGGCUUCAAAGUGGAAGAGGAAGAUGGACCAGAAGAAAAUUCCAGCAAGCUGUUAAGCACUCCUUUUAUUGAAGACCCGCAGCACAGGUUAAAGUGGACGGCUUAUUUGGAAUUCACACACAAUCAUGAAGUUGGAGACCUCACCUGGGACAAGGUAGAAGCAAGGUUGCCCAGAUCAGAAAAACUAAGGGGCAUGGUAAGACAAGGCAUUCCACAAUCCCUCAGGGCCCAGAUGUGGCUCAGACUAUCAGGAGCCCUGGAGAAGAAGAACAAAUCUGAUUUGUCCUAUAAGGAUGUGGUCAAAGCCAGCAGCAGUGACCACCUUAUGACCUCCAAACAGAUUGAAAAGGACCUGCUGAGAACCAUGCCAAGCAAUGCUUGCUUCUGUAACAUCAACAGUACUGGCAUUCCCAGAUUAAGGAGAAUCCUAAGAGGUCUGGCCUGGCUGUAUCCAGAUAUCGGCUAUUGCCAGGGAACUGGCGUGAUAGCUGCGUCACUGCUACUUUUUAUGGAGGAAGAGGAUACUUUCUGGAUGAUGUGUGCCAUCAUCGAGGAUCUGUUACCUGCUUCCUACUACUCCAGCACUCUGAUUGGCAUACAGGCAGAUCAAAGAGUAUUACGCCAGUUAGUGAUCAGUUACCUCCCUGACAUUGAUUUGGUUUUAAAGGAGCAUGACAUAGAAUUGUCGUUGAUUAGUCUCCACUGGUUCCUGACAUUGUUUGCCAGUGUGGUCCACAUGAAGGUCCUGCUCAGACUCUGGGAUCUAUUCUACUACGAAGGAUCUAUUGUGAUAUUUCAAAUAACCAUGGGGAUGCUGAAAUUAAAGGAGCAAGAGCUUCAAACUUUGGACAACUCUGCUCAGAUAUUUAACGCUCUGUCUGAUGUUCCCGGAGAUGUUGAAGACGUAGAUGAACUUAUUGAGGUUGCUUUUCGAGUGUCUGGUUCAUUAACUGAUGUCCAUGUGGACACACAUCGUAGAAAACAUUUGGCUUACUUAAUGGCUGACCAAGGGUCACUUGUGAACCCAGAAUCUUCCAGAAAUUUACCGAAACAGCAACUAAACAAGAGGCACCUGAGAAGGUCAAGGUCACUCAUGUCUGUGCUGUGGGGUGGCAGCAAUGAAGAGGAGGACUUUGGCAAAGCUAAAAACAUUAGACAGACAGAGCUGCUGGUAGACCUCCGUGAGGCCAUACUUCAAGUAGCCAGACAUUUUCAGAGUUUGGAUCCGAAAAACAGUAAAGUUAUCCUAACAGCUGAUUACAGCAUGGAAAGCCAUGCUAAAGAUUUGGAAAAUUAUGUGAACGUAGCAAGAAACAGACAUCGAAGAGCUAAGGCUUUGUUGGACUUUGAGAGACAUGACGAUGAUGAACUGGGUUUUAGAAGAAAUGACAUUAUCACGAUUAUCUCUCAGAGGGAUGAGCACUGCUGGAUUGGAGAACUGAAUGGUUUGAGGGGUUGGUUCCCUGCCAAGUUUGUUGAGGUUUUGGAUGAGCGAAGCAAGCAGUACACGUCGGCUGGGGACGACUCUGUGACAGAAGCAAUUACUGACCUGGUCAGAGGAACAUUGUGUCCUGCGUUGAAAGCUAUAUUUGAACAUGGACUGAAGAAAUCAACUAUUCUUGGAGGUCACUGCCAUCCUUGGCUAUUUAUCGAAGAGGCUGCCACUAAAGAAGUUGAGAAAGAUUUCCAGAGUGUCUACUCUAGGCUUGUACUGUGUAAGACUUACAGGCUGGAUGAAGAUGGCAAAGUGUUGACCCCAGAAGAAGUACUCUACAGGGCAGUCCAAGCAGUUAACAUAAGUCAUGAUGCCUGCCAUGCCCAGAUGGACGUCAAAUUCCGAUCUCUCAUAUGCUGUGGUCUCAAUGAGCAGGUGCUGCACUUGUGGCUGGAGACGUUAUGCUCCUGUAUGGACGUGAUCGAGAAAUGGUAUCACCCUUGGUCCUUCAUGAAGAGUCCCGGCUGGGUCCAGAUCAAGUGUGAACUCAGGCUACUGGCAAGUUUUGCCUUCAAUCUGUCCAUGAACUGGGAACUCCCAAAGAAAAAGUCCAAACAGAGGAGUGACCUGAAGGAUGGUGUCUGUGACAUGCUGAUACAACAUCACCUUUUUAGCUGGGACUUGAACUAGGGCCUCAAGAGAAGCAAGUGUGGAAUGCGAUCUCAAACUCUGCAAAAUGACUUCAGGCUUCAACAUGUCCUAGGAUAAGAUGCUUAGUUCAAUACUUAUGUAGAUUUGGGGCAGAGAGAAGCAACUAAGUCAUUUAGUCAGUGUGUGUAAAAGAACAUAUUUAGUCAAUUAGUCAUUUAGAUUACACUCUUUCUAUGUAAGCGCUUACAAUUACAUGCAAAGAAAUAAUUUGUGAAUCUUGACUCAAACGUUUUGUUCUACCAAAAAACUUAAUAAUUUUAUUUGCCAUAGUCAUGUAUAAAGAUAGAUUCAUUCUUUUAUUUUUUUCAAGUAAGAUUUUCUUAUUUUGUGUACAUAACUUGUAAUAUUUAUUAUUGUUAGAUUUUCAUGUAAAUAUUUCAGUUGUUACUGAAUAAAAUUGAGUCAAUUUCCUACUCUUCUCAGUAAGGUAAUUCCCUCCUAGUUAAGUUUAUGUUAUCAUCUGUCUGUGUUUCUAUAUCGAGACACCGAGUUCAAGAUUGUUUGCAGAGACUUAGUCAAGUGGUCAUGAGAAUGUCUUGGGAGAGUGCUUGUGAUUGGUUUCAGGUUAAGACGUUCCCUGUGCUGAUGUAGCCUUUCGGUCACAAUGGAAGGGAUUGUAAAGUUGAUGUGGUACAUCUCUUGUUUAAGGAAUCUAGUUCUAGUAUCAAUGCUUCAACACCUCAUGCUCCAAGUCUGUGUGAUUCCUAUCGUUUAUAUAGAGUAGAGUGAAAGUGUUUUAGUGGACAAUCCUUUCAUAGAGAGGAUCUAGAUGUGGACAUGGUGCAUAGCUGGUGCUUUCUUAUGGACUGUUUACUUUUUUGGUGCUAAUUUAUGUAUCAUAGAUUUUAUACUUUAUUUAGAUUGGUGCUUUCUUUUUUUUUUUACUAUCACUUGGAUUGGGCUGAUUUUGUUCUUUACUUUUAUUUCCUUUUUAUUUUGAUUUUGUGUGUGUGUGUGCAUGAUAUCUGUAAUAACCCAUGUUGAUCAAGAUCUAGUACUAGUACUCUUUGCUUGUUUUAUUCUAAAAUAAUUUUUCACUCUUGUGGUUUCCCCUGACAUAAUUAAAAAGUUUGCAUUGACUGCUGCCUGUGACAUUAUUUAUCAUUGUCAUGCAUCUUGUUACUUCAGUGAAACUCAAAAUGUAAACUGGAAUCUGAUGAAAGUUUCAUCAAUUGGGUUUGCCAAAAAAAAACAAAAAAAACACACCUAUAAAUUCUGCAAAUUUAUGUCAAAAUGUGAUCAGUGAAUUGGGUUCUUGGUAAAUAAGGUAGCUCAUCUCUUUCUGUGAAGUCACUCACUAUCUGAUUCUGUCAGGUCACUCAUUUAGGAGGUCACUUAUCUAAUUUUGAAAGGUCAAAUGUAAUUCUGGGAGGUCAUUCUUCUUAUUCUGUAAGAUUGCUAUCUAAUUCUGUAAGGUCUCUCAUCUAAUUCUGUGAGGUCACUAUCUAAUUCUUCGAAAAUGUGAUUUUAAUGUCACUCGCUGGCCUUGCUAAAGAGAAACCAGUUAGUUGGACAUGUGCUUCAACUAAACAUCCCGUGCUGACCUCAGCUAAAAAUUAAAAUAUAACAGUAACAUGCUGAAGGGCACAUAAGUAUGUCAUACUUUCAAACUGUCUGCACUGACUAGGACAUAGGUGAGAGUAUUGCCAAAAUGAUUUGAGUGGUUUGAGGUAAGCUGAAUGUCUUUGUCUCCUAGAUGCAUUUUAGUUUUUUUAUCUGCAAAUUGACAUAAUUGAUUAAUUUUUUUGACAUUCCAUUUUUUUUUUUAUUACAAAUUAAAUACAUUUGAUCUCACAUCUUUCUUUCUAGUUUUUAUGAUGACCUAUUUUUAGUCUUUACAUAAAACUAAUUCCUUACAACCUUUAAAAACAGCUUGUUGAGUCUUUCCUUGGUUUGGGUAACAGUUUUUAAUCUUCUGGGAUUAUUUUAUUACUUUGUUGAAAUUCUAUUUGUUGUGACAAAAUCUGUUUUUGUAAAUAUAUUAACUGUUAACAUAUAAAUGAAUCUUUUAUUAUUUAUUAUUUGCUGUUUUUGGAAAUGUUACAAUUAUGCAUAAUUUUGCUAACUUUAUCUAAAACAUUUUUUUUUUUAAUAAAAAAAAAAAAAAAAAAAAAAAGCACAAAAAAAACGUACCGUAAUUGUGCUAUUGAAGAGCGAUUUACUGUUGCUCUACUUCUAUAAUUAUAGUAAUAAUGAUAAUAAUCUCUAAUAAUAUCUAUGAUCAUUAUUUUAAUCAUGUAAUCAUACAUUUUGUCCAUAUUUUAUGUAAAACCAUCUGUCUACCUUGGUGUCUUCCCCUUUGAUGUUCUAUGUUACCUUUGACGUCUUCAUGUGUUAGAUUUUCUUUUUUUUUCAUUUCGAUGCUUUUAGUUUUGUUCCUAAAACUUUUUAUCUCCCAUCUUCAAUUGCACUUUAGCUUGAAUAAACUUUUUAGUCUGUAUAAUUUGUUUCAUGUCUAAAAAUUCCAGUUUUUAAAGUACAUAUCUGUACAAAAUGAUUCAAGUUACUCUAUUAUUGUGUUCAAGACUAUGCUCAUCAAAACAGAAGCAAUCCCAUAAUGCAAAAGUGUUAUGCUCAGUAUUUUACUUCUUUUAAAAGUAAUUAGGAUUUCACAAUAAUGAUUUUAUUAUUGUACACAAGGGAGUUAAUGUGCCUUGAUUAUAUUGGAUGACAUUACUAUUUGAGCUGUAUAUUUUGGCUUUUGUUUUAGAAUAAUUAAUGCGGAGUGAUUAUUUCUUUAACAAAAUAUUUUGUUGUUGUUCUUAGAAGCAUAUGUUCCAUCCAUUAAUAAAUUCAUUUUGUUUUCAGUUGACUUUCCAUAAAUAGUAAUUCAAUUUUGUUCUAACAUACUCUUGAUUUAAAAGUCUGCAUCAGUAUUUAUAAGCCAUAAUUAGUAAAUUUAUUUUUCAAAUUAAUUUUAGACAAAUAUUUUGUAACCCUGUCAUCUGUCAGUGCAUUUAACAUUUUUCCUCAAAGUUUAUUAAAAUUAACUUUAAGUAUGGCUUCUGUUUAUAACACUACUGCGUUUAAAACUUUUUUUCUUUUUUAACGUUUCCAUAUUGCUAAACCUUCUUGGAUGUUGCAGGCUACUAAGCCAGUUUUCCUUCAGUCUGUCACGCGACUGGGAACUCCCCAAGCAGAUGGACUCAUUCCGGCCCUUCAAGGAGGGAGUCAAGGACAUGCUGGUCAAGCAUCACCUCUUCAGCUGGGACUUGUGAUCUACCAGGGGCUUGAAAUAAGAUGGAGGGGCCCCAUCAUCUUUUGUCCUUUUCAAAAUUGUGUCCCCUGAAUUAGGGUUAUGAUAGAACCAAUAGUUAGGUGAAAUACGAAUAUUAACAUUAUUCCUAAAAUUGUUCUAACAUUUUAUUGCUUUGGGGGUUAAAAAAAAUUAUUAUUUUCUGAACAAGAUACAAGUAUAAAAACUUGGAUUUUAUUGUAACAACUCACAGUUGAGCUGCUAUGACAUAUGAAGAUCUUAAACUAAAAUAUAGUAUUUGACAAAAAUAUAAACUUACUAAACAAAUAAGUGUGUUAGUGUAAAUAUAUAGGUGAAUUGUUCUUAGAUUUCAUUUUUGUUGGUUUAUUGUUUUCAAACAUAGAUCAUCUUUAUUUGUUUUGGACAUUGCUCAAAUGUUUCAAUAUUGUAGAUGGUUUCAUUAUUUUAAAAUCAUUUCUAUUCAUUUGUUUUUGUUAAUUUUUAUUUGGUUGUUACUUUAAGAUAAGACAACAACGUAUGUCUUUCAAAGCUCUAGUCAAUUUUAUGUUAGAUCUAUUAAUAGAUGAAAAGAAUUGAAUACUUUUUCUAAAAUACUUCUUUUGUAACAGUGUUGUUUUUUUUGAGUGAUCUUAUUUAUCACAGUACACGUUUUUUUUUCCACCACGUCAUUUGCGCAGAAUAUUUUUAGAAAAUGUAUUUUUACACUAUGUACACUUAUAGGGGCCACAAAUGUUGCAAAGAGUGGAUUUUAAAUCUAGCACUUACUUGUUUUAACAUCAAGUUGGACCAUUCUUUUUGUUUUAGUUGUUGACCUUAUCCAAACCACAAUUACAUUUAUUGAUAUAGUGUCUGUAAAGAUUUGUUCUAUAUUUAUGGAGUGGUCUGGUGCAAUCAUUUUUCUGUUUGUGAAGAUUUGUUUUAAUAUUUAUGGUGUGGUGUCUCACAGCAUUAUAGAUAACUUUUUAUUUGUAAGUAACAAACUCAUGAAGAUUUAUUUAUUGCGCACCAACAAAAGAAACUGGAACUGCAAAUGUGUACAUAUAAUACUUUUUGGUCACUCCAAGAAAUGUGCUCACAUAACUUUGAUGUCUUAACAUGAUGUUAUUUUCCUUGUUGGUUUCUUAGUUUUAAUGUCAGCAAAGUGGAAAUCAUGUUAUCAAUCAAGUCACACUUGAAAAAUUACAAAGCGUGUUUAUUGGAAUCUAAAACCUUAAAAGAUAGUCCACCCAUAAACUCUGUUUUGUGCUAAAAAAAAUAUAUAUAUGUACACAUGUACGUUUUUGUUGGUUUAUUUGUAUUAUGCACAUAACUAAUUAUUUGAAAAUACUUGUUGACAACAAGUCUCAUAUAUAGUAGACAUGUGGUUUCUUUGUGACACUCAAACUUUAUUUUAAGUUUUGUGAUCAUUAAUGUGGUGUACAAUAUAAUGAAUCAGACAUUUUUGUAUUAUUUCACUUUCAACUCACAACUUUUUUUUUUUAGGUAGACAACUUGAUCAGUCAGCCAUUUCUGUCUGGUUUGAGUAAAAACAAAUGCAUACACAUCAUUUGUCUUUAUGUACCAAGAUUUUUGGAUUUGUCUGUAACUGUUACUUGAAUAUAUUUUCCAUACUUUUAUUUAGACCCCCGUCCCCAGUCCUGUUACCUUUGGUUUGAGUUACAUUCAUAGACAAUCUGUAGAUAGACGUUAUUGGAAGACCCAUAUAAACCUUGAUGUCUGCUGCCCUGCCAGGUUUUUGAGUUGAACAAGUUUUGUUAGCCAAAAUUGGAAGAGUUGCAACACUCCAUGAAAAUAAAAACUAAAAAAAAAAAAACAACUUUUGCUUUCAUUCCCAACAGCGCCCCCUACCCCUCUCGAAACCACUUGAAA